Molecule: messenger RNA, 648 nt
Organism: Helobdella robusta
Lineage: Eukaryota; Metazoa; Annelida; Clitellata; Rhynchobdellida; Glossiphoniidae
Exons: 1
Coding region: 1-648 (215 amino acids)
Biological process (GO): chromatin remodeling
Cellular component (GO): nucleus
Molecular function (GO): catalytic activity
Source: RefSeq, a predicted model, not a curated record
AUGGCCCUCAGUAUCCGGCAGAAGAAGGUGCGAAGAAUCUCCGGAGACCCAGUCCAUGGGGUUGUGGUGCAAGGCCCUGUGGAUGGUCUGGCUACUGGCACCCCACUCUAUAGUGUGGCGGUGCAAGGCACUAUAGAUGGAAGGACUACUUGUAGACCAAGGGGUUGGAGGUUUGGUACCUGGAAUGUAGGCACGUUGACAGGAAGAAGUUUGGAAGUGGUGGAGGAGCUGCAGAGGAGAAUGGUUGACGUAGCUGCAUUACAGGAGAUCAGAUGGAAGGGUGAGGGUACAAGGUUUGUGGGGGCUAAAGGUGGAAGAUAUAAGUUGUGGUGGAAGGGGGAUGAUGGUACUGGAGGAGUUGGUGUGAUGGUAAGAGAAGAGUUGGUGAAGGUGUUGGAAGUGAGGCGGAGAAGCAAUGGUGUAAUUGUGGUGGUGAUGGUGUUUGGAAAAGUAAUAGUGAGGGUGAUAUCAGGAUAUGCUCCGCAACAAAGUAGGAAGGAAGAGGAGAAGGAUAGGUUUUAUGAAGAUGUUUCUGACGAGAUUGGGCAAGCGGGGUUGGAUGAGUUUGUGGUGUUGUUGGGUGAUUUGAAUGGUCAUGUGGGGGCGGAUGCAGACGGAUAUGAAGGUGUACAUGGGGGAUGGGGAUAG